AACUGGCAAAACAUUUCACUUCAAUUUCACUGCAUUAUGGCUGAGUGCCUGUGGAUUUUCUUCGCUCUUCGCUAUUCAUCUUAACAUUACGAUUCCUCGACCAGUAGGAGUCUUCAUACCUAAAUCCAAAAUCAUCGAUGAUUACUGUCAUAGGAAAAGCCCAAAAAAAAAAAACAAAAAUGAAACCAACUUAUGCAGGCAUAGGCGUUGGAAUGUGGAGGUAGAUGAUGAAGGGCUGCGUGGACUCUGUCGUUCAGGACCCAACUUGGGAAUUGCAAUGGUUGACGUAGAUAUGCUUUCACUGUAUAGUUCAGGACCCAACUAGUACCCAUAAACUACACGUGAUAUCUGAAAAGAAAAUAUAUAUAAAUGAUAAAGUUUAUACAUUUAAUAGAUGUACAUUGGACAGAUAUGAAUCCGCUUUACAACUUAACGGAAUUGGAUUGCUGCUAGUUUUGUCGUACUCCUCUCAAGACAUUAUAUGCAAAAUAUAGAAGGGCCUUUCGGAAAGUCAAGGAGCGACCAAACCAAUCUAGCACUAAACCUCAUCAGUAGCUAGCAGAAAAGAAAUAGGAAAAUGGGUUCUGAGUCUCAGUUUCAGAUUCCAGUUAAUCUCAGGCGAGGAAAUGGUAAAUGGCAAGGUUUAUGCAGAAGGGUGCGAGAGGCUUGUGAGAAUUAUGGUUGUUUCGAAGUGGUGUAUUAUCUCCGAGAGGAGACCUUUUCCUUGAUAAGGCAACUUUUUAAUCUUCCAUUGGAGACGAAGAGGAAGAACAUUAACCCAAAGCCUUAUCAUGGAUACUACGAACCGGGUAGUGAAUUCCUUCCUUUCUAUGAAAGCUUUGGACUUGAAGAUGCCUCCGACUGUAACUCUGUCAAAAGCUUCGCCCAACUUAUGUGGACUCUUCUGGUAGUCGAAAUUAUAACUCUUUUAAUAUGUUUUGAUCCAAGUUGUUUUUCCAGGAAGACAGCCCCCAUCCUUUGUUUUCUUGCCACAAGCCAAACGAUUAACACUCUGAUGAAGCAAUUGGAGGAGCUGAGCCAUGUGAUUGGUUCGAUGAUCGUUGAUAGUUACGGCUUGGGAGGGAAACCGGAGUCGUUCAUGACACAUUACGAGCUACUGAGAGUGAUGAAAUACGUGGCACCUCCUUCCGGAGGAUAUACAACUGUGGGCUUGCUUCAUACCGAUAAAUUCUCCAGUGCACUCCUUUGCGAGGAUGGGAUUUCAGGGCUAGAAAUUGAAACCAAAGAUGGACAGUGGGUCAAGCUGUUUCCAUCUCCCGGUUCCUUCGUCUUUAUCGUUGGAGAUCUACUCACGGCGUGGAGUAAUGGCAGAAUGCAUGCGGUGAAGCAUAGGGUGAUGAUGAGUGGAGACAAAGACCGGUAUUCUUUGGGAGCAUUUGCAGUGCCUGUGGAGGGUACGAUCAUCAAGGCACCAAGAGAGACGGUAGAUGAGGAGCAUCCUCAAGUUUUCAAGGAUUUUGAUCUCAUGGACUUCCUCAAUUAUGCAGAUUCGGAGGAAUCAAUGGCAAUAGACUCUGCAAAGAAGCUCUUCAUAUUUGCUGCUCAACCAAAGAGAGUAGUGUAAGGAAAUUGUUCGAGUGGGUGACCACCAUAAAGAAAGGAUUUAGGUAGUACUCUGUUUUGGUUAAUACGACAAUGUAAUUGUAUCUUGCAAAAAGACCAUGCGAGUUAUCACAGUGGAAUUAUAAAAAAUAAAUCAAUUGAAGUUUUGAUAAUUACAAUGAA
Theobroma umbraticum is the source of this 1746-nucleotide messenger RNA. RefSeq names its product putative 2-oxoglutarate-dependent dioxygenase AOP1.2. Lineage: Eukaryota; Viridiplantae; Streptophyta; Magnoliopsida; Malvales; Malvaceae. The record is from RefSeq and is a predicted model, not a curated record.